Anopheles darlingi is the source of this 4550-nucleotide messenger RNA. It is a transcript of the gene tor, whose product is annotated as tyrosine-protein kinase receptor torso. Gene Ontology annotation, biological process: positive regulation of kinase activity; cell surface receptor protein tyrosine kinase signaling pathway; multicellular organism development. Gene Ontology annotation, molecular function: ATP binding; protein binding; transmembrane receptor protein tyrosine kinase activity. Gene Ontology annotation, cellular component: signaling receptor complex. The coding region runs from base 1180 to 4470 and encodes 1096 amino acids. Lineage: Eukaryota; Metazoa; Arthropoda; Insecta; Diptera; Culicidae. The record is from RefSeq and is a predicted model, not a curated record. The transcript is spliced from 15 exons.
UCGGGCGUUUUUGUUAACCGUGCCGCGCUUGCAGUGCUCGUUAUCUGUGAUUUGUUCGAAACUGAGCGCUCCUCUGAUGUACACAUUUUGUGUUUUUCAAUUCUAAACGACUAGUGUGCAUUCCUCGUUGAAAAUAACGUAUCAAAGAACAACCGAAGGUGUCGAAAUCAGUGCAAGUGUACGCGUGCUACUCUGUUGGGCCACCAAACCGCUGGUUGCUUGUGCGUUCUAUUUGAAGGUGUGUAUGUGUUUUAACGGGAUGGCCCCGGCAAACAAGCGGCAAGCGCCAUGUUUUGACAAAGGCAUUGUGAUACCGAGGUCUCAGUCGAUCAGAGAACCGCGUGCGUGAGUGAUCUAGUUGUUUCACAUGGUGCCCCUAUGGUUUGAUGUGUAUAAAUUAAAGCAAGACGAACGGCCAAACAAACUAAGGCAUACCCUACAGCCCGUGUGUCACAGGGCAUUAAAUAAUUGCCACUCAAAACGCGUCUUAUGGUAGCGAUAUCCUUGCAUUCACCGUUGCUCUUGUACGUUACAACCUGAUUGAUUGUGCUGCAAUACAGUGUCGGCCUUUAAUCGGCCAGUGUUCAAUUUAACCUGAAAAAUUAUUUGGCAAUUAUGAUCAUACAGUAGAAGACAUCGGCUAGUUAAGUUGGGAAGGGAAAAAGUAUCAGCAGAUUACAGUGUCUAAGACUUGUAUGAGUGACAUUCGGUAUUUGAUCGACGGCAAAGAAUCGAUCAUCCAGAUCGAAACGAAAGCAAAUUGGAUGUAACCUUAACGAACUGGAACUCCAUCAUCAUCACCACCAUCACCACCACUACUAGAAGGAACAGACCACGCAUCUAAUCUGAUGUACCUACGACGACGCGUACAAUAUACUAGAAGGCAUCUAGAAGCUACUGCGCGCGAGGCUUCAACUAGUUUUAUUACCGAUUUGCAUUAAAAUAGCUAUGCGUAACGUAACCGAUUUGCAUUAAAUAGCUAUGCGUAUCGUUGAUAACAUCUAAAGAAUUUUAUUAAAACCCUGCAAAGCCGCGCAGGUAUCGCAGCUAAUACAGCCGCCUACCAUUCUCCAAAGGAGUUGGACGUUGUUAGAUCACCACACCAAGUGGCAGAGCUUCCGGCAGUACAAUUAGGAGACAUAGAUUGUGGGCACUGUGUCUACAUCCCGCACAUUCGCCAUGCACGUGAUCGUGCUAAAAUAUGUCCAGGUCCUGUGUAUAACGAUAUUUUUCUCCAACAACGUCAAUUGUGAUAAGUUGCUGCUGCAUAACGAGCGGGAAGAUCAGGACCUUUACCGGAUCGGUGCGUGCACCGCCGCCUGUAUGACGGUUACCGUCGAUACAACCGCCGAAACAGCAGAGGAUGAACCCAAGCUAAAGAAUCUCGAACAAUGCUACCGGCAGUGCUCCGAGGAUACUCGUCCAGUGUCUGCUUGGAAACCAUUGACGCAACGGCACGACUCGUCGUUACGCAUCCAUCUCAUUUGCCGGGAUAACACGAACCUAAUCAUUCAGGUACAGCAUGAUACCACGAACGGCAAUGAUCAUCGGUUACCGGUUGGUCACCGAACUAGCCGUAUCGAUAAAUCCAGCAAGUCUAGCAAGACCAGCGAUGGCGAAAGAAAUCAAUUAAACGGACUUCCGGGAAUGUAUGACGGUGCUAGUCUGACGGGACCAUCAUUCGGCUCGAUGUCAUCGUCCGUAGCACCGGUAGCAUUGGGAAAUCAUGGUCGUCCGAGACGUGCCAUCGGCUCAAACGUUAUCCCAUUGUCCGUUCUACACAUUAACCAUACAGCGGAAGUCCGUCAAAAUGAUGAGUCUGCGUCUCCUCUACCCAUCUAUCUGGUGAAAGUGCAGGAAAGUGAAAAGGAGCUCGGUGAUCGGAUUGUCUACAUGAGUAAUGCCUCACUGGUGAAAAUCGAAAACCUGAAUCCUAACAAACGCUACAACAUAACGGCCACGGUGCUGACCUCGGAGUACGAGUAUUUCUACGUGGAAAAGGUUCAAUUCCGCACGCUCCCGGUCGAUUAUUUGCCGGGUACUAUCAUGGACGUGAAAGUGGAAAAGUUUUCUACUAACGCCAAAAAAAAGCAACUGGUCGAUGCCGUCAUUACGUGGCGUCCAGCCACAGAUAAAACGUGCCACUACGAAAUCCUCUGCCAUCCGACGCAUACCAGCGAAUUUCAUCAUGAAGCGGUGGACGUUCAGCAGCCAGAAGUUUUGUAUAAAUACACGAUGAAGCAGCUAGAUCUAAACGCAAACUACAUGGUGGCGAUCCGAUCGAAGAACACACAAAACUCACAACGUGAAAGUCAACUCCACUGGCACUCCUUCUACACUCCCAGCUGCGCGGUACAGCAGAAUGGAUCGCAAAUUUGUGCUGCUGAACCGAUAGAGAAUCUGCGCGCCAUGGAGACGCUGUUGUCCGGUGAUCAUUACAAGAUCAACAUUACAUGGGACCGCCCCAGCAUAACGCCCGACUACUAUAUGGUCCGGGUGUUCGAUCUGCACGGUUCCCCCCUUGAUAAUACAUCUAAUUCUCUCUCUAAGAACGUCAGUGGAAAAGCGCUUGGACUGGUAGUGGAUUCGUUCGAAAUGUUCGGUCCCCAUUUUGAGGUGAACGUAGUGGCGUACUCCAGCGGAGGUACAUCAUCGGAAAACGUAAUCAAACCUCUAGCCAUCAAACGUGUUACCCCGGACUCUUGGAUCUGGACGAAGCUGGUUUUCAUCAUUCUGUCGCCGGUACUGAUGAUCGGAUUAUUGAAGAUAUCCGUCUCGCUGGUGUGUCGUCGGCGAGCAAAACUGAAGCGGAACGUUGAGCGGUGCGAAUACUUCAAGGAUCUAGAACAAAAAGCACCGGUCGAUCCGAGUACCGAGUUCGAGACGAAAGCUAAAAACAUACAAGACCUGCUGUCCAACAGUCCGUUUCCCCCCGAGCUGAUGGUACCGAUCAAUGAUGAGCUAGAGAUCGACGGGGAGCAUUUGAUUCUGCACGAUCUUCUCGGCGAAGGAGCGUUCGGUUUGGUGCGAAAAGGUAUUCUGCAUCCUCCGGAGCAAUCCCCACGCCAAGUCGCAGUGAAAAUGUUGAAAGAGUGUCCCCGGGUGGAGGACAUUAUCGAGUUUAGACGCGAAAUGGAGGUCAUGAAAUCGGUCGGUACGCAUCCGCACAUUGUCAGCAUCAUUGGCCACUGUACGAAGAACGUACGCAAGAUGAUGCUGCUGACGGAGUACUGUGGUCACGGUAAUCUGCUCAACUAUUUACGAUUCCAGUGGCAAAGGCUUCUGAAGCUGAAUCGCUCUCAACGGACGGUUAGCCGCACUUCUACGGUACCUGCGGGGCUCGAUAGAAUGGAUACUAUGCCAGCGUUGGCAGGCGAAUGCUUAACGCCUGCCCUCGGUAGUGGCAAGAAGCCGGAGAAUGUAUUCAACUUCGACACUUCGUUCGUGAACGAUAAGAAAUCCAUGACCUAUAAGAACCUCUCCGAUGAGCAGCUUCGAAAACCCAAUGGCAAGCGACCACAAAUCUUUGAGAACAAACUGUACCCUCUACUAAAUGACGACGAUGACGACAUCGAAGAAGCUGAGGACCCCGUAGAAAGGCAACGGUUCUGUACGAACGCGUGUAAGAACGUGGUGGAAAUUAUGGACGCGCACGCGGUCACCGACGACUUGGCGGAUGUGGAGGGGAUGGAAAUGAAGGGCCAUGUGAAAAUUAAACCCUGUUCUUGCCAGUCUGUCGCAAGGGAAAUAGGGCGAGAAUCGACAACACAAAAUUCUGUCGAAAACCGUUGCUAUCACCGAUGUCCUGAAAAAGAGGAGAGCGGACGACAGGAUAUUAUGGAAGAAGAACCAACGCCUACCAGCGAACAGUUGCUGGAGUUUUCGCGGCAAAUCGCCCUAGGGAUGGAAUAUCUCGCACGCAACAAGGUCGUCCAUCGUGAUUUGGCCGCACGAAAUGUGCUCGUCUGUAGCAAUAGUACGGUGAAAAUAGCGGAUUUUGGAUUGAGCCGCGAUAUCUACCAGGAGAACCUGUACAGGAAGACGAGCAACGGUAAGCUGCCGAUUAAGUGGCUUGCACUAGAAUCGAUGACCCACCAGGUGUACACAUCGCAGAGUGAUGUCUGGGCUUACGGGAUACUGUUGUACGAGAUCUGUACCCUCGGUGGUAGCCCCUACCCAUCGAUAUCGACUAACAAACUCCUACGCUACCUAGAAAGUGGCUACCGCAUGGAGCGACCGAAGAGCUGCAGCGAUGAGUUCUACAGUCUGAUGUACUCUUGCUGGAAUCUACAUCCCGGGGAACGGCCAACGUUCACAAAAAUCGUCCACACUAUCGAACAGCUGCAGCAUGGCGCUGGCGAGAUGAAGGAACUAGCUGCACCAAUUAUCGAUCUAAAUGCAAUCGUCGAAUUGCACUGUGCCAAAGGAUCCACCGAAGAAAACUCCUACCUAAAACCGGUCGAGUAUUAAAGGACGAUUGGCCAUUAUUCUGCGCGUUAGCAUGGUGCUGGGGCCAAAUGGAUCGUACCCGACGGAGUGUGAUGGAUGGA